AUGAAUACAAAAGUGAAUCAAACUCCUUUUAAGACAGAGUAUGCUGUAAACAUAACAUGUGAUUCAUGUGUUGAGUCUAUUAAAAACAUUUUAACAAAAAUUCCAGGGAUUAGUCGAUUUGACAUAGAUCUUAAAGAACAGAGCGUAAUAGUUGAAGGGACAGCACCACCUUCGAUUGUGUCAAAGCAAUUGAAAGAAACCGGAAAAACUGUGAUUGUUCGUGGUCAAGGCAAUGUUAAUGGAGCACAUUCUGGUGCAGCUGUUUGCAUAUUCGAAGACCAUACGUAUACACCGCUCAAUAGUGAAAAAGCAACUAUCCCAUUAAGAAAACCUCAAGGGCUUUGUCGCUUAGUACAAAUUGAUAAAGAUUAUUGUCUUAUUGAUGUCACAGUGCAAGGAAUUCCUCCAGGACGUCAUGGAAUUCACAUCCACGAAUUGGGCGACAUUUCGGCUGGCCCGUCAAGCACAGGGGCACAUUACAAUCCAGACAAUGUUGCACACAGAGAUAUCGAAAGUGGUCAUGUAGGAGAUUUGGGAAAUAUACUUGUUGAUGAGAAAGGAUGGGGAGAUCUUGUCGUGGAAAGUCGUCGAAUUAAAGUUUGGGAUGUUAUUGGAAGAUCAAUGGUAAUCACACAUGGAGAAGAUGAUGAAGGUAAGGGUAAUAACGCGCAAAGUAAAGUUGAUGGGAAUUCUGGUCCAGGUUUAAUUGCAGGAAUUAUUGCGCGUAGCGCCGGUCUCUUUGAAAACAAGAAAAAAGUCUGUUCUUGUUCUGGUAAAACUCUUUGGGAAGAGGCUAGAAUAUAA
Dentiscutata erythropus is the source of this 804-nucleotide messenger RNA. The record is from the annotation of a GenBank genome assembly. NCBI's taxonomy places the organism in Eukaryota, Fungi, Glomeromycota, Glomeromycetes, Diversisporales, Gigasporaceae.